UCGCAACUGUACCAUGACUGUCGCGGUCUCCGAGGACCCACCGUUUAUAAUAUCCGAGAGCAACCAAAAUUUUCAAUUCCUCGAUACCAUAGAGGGCUUGGAACAGCACCUUCUGUCGAACAUCGGUAGACUAGUAAAUAUUUCUAUCGACUACAUAAUGGUGCCGCCUCACGUUAGAUACGGGUUCGUCCUUGAGGACGGAUCCUACACCGGGUCGCUGGUUUACUUACAGAAUAAAACGGCUGAAAUUGUCGCUGGUGCUUUCAUCUUGAUCAAGAACAGAGCUGAGGUCCUCGACUUCAUUACCGGGUACAACUUUCCCACUAUCAAAGUGUACACGUCCGCUCAUAAGGAGGGAACCUGGAAGUCUGUCUACAAGCCCUUCGGACAGACCACCUGGGCCCUUAUCAUAUUGUCGUACAUAGUUUUCUCUACAGUUAUUAUAGUUCUCUCCUACUUGAUCACCGGGAAUAAUGAUUACAUGAAAACAUUGCUCCGCGUUCUCGGAUACUUCUAUGGGAACGUGGAUAAUAAUUUGAUUCGUGUGACCAAAUUGAGAAGGUUCAUAAUCAUUUGGAUCAUAUUUGCGCUUCUCACCUGCGCAUUCUACAACACUGCGUUAUACAGUGUCAUUACCGGUAAGAAGACGAACAUCACACCCGUCAUCGACAAGCAGUACAUCUCUUUUCUCACGCCGUGUAUCACGGAGACCAUAUUGACGUUCUUUAAGUACACCUACAAUGAAACUCUCGUCACGGAUGAUUCCCCAAACUGCAGGUACAUCGAAACCGCGUUGGAUACUGUCGCCAAAUCCAGCAACCUAUACACUAUCUACUUGGACUACAGUUACAAGUUCGGGGAAUAUAAAUACAUAGACAAGGAUGGAAACCAGAAGCUCGACACUUGGGACUACUCCUCUCAUUAUAUGCUCGCGAUGUACGCGUCCAAGGGGUUUCCUCUCUUUGAUGUCUUCUGUGAGUAUGUCCAACGGUUUUUUGAGUCUGGACUCACGGAGAAACAUCUGAACGAUAUCUACUUCAAGAGUCAGUUGUUGAAAGUGAAUCCUGUCCGAAAAUUUGUGGCGGUGACUUUAUCCGACUGCAGAAUCCACUUUGGUGUGCUGCUUUUUGGAGUCGUGCUAUCAGUUAUGUGUUUUGUUAUAGAACUCAAUAAGAAGCAAAUAAAUUAUGCAACAUAA
Aricia agestis (brown argus) is the source of this 1198-nucleotide messenger RNA. RefSeq names its product glutamate receptor ionotropic, delta-2-like. The transcript has a single exon. Gene Ontology annotation, cellular component: membrane. Gene Ontology annotation, molecular function: glutamate-gated receptor activity. Lineage: Eukaryota; Metazoa; Arthropoda; Insecta; Lepidoptera; Lycaenidae. Bases 14 to 1198 code for a protein of 394 amino acids. The record is from RefSeq and is a predicted model, not a curated record.